Molecule: messenger RNA, 957 nt
Organism: Lolium rigidum
Lineage: Eukaryota; Viridiplantae; Streptophyta; Magnoliopsida; Poales; Poaceae
Product: peroxidase 2-like
Exons: 3
Coding region: 1-957 (318 amino acids)
Biological process (GO): hydrogen peroxide catabolic process; response to oxidative stress
Molecular function (GO): heme binding; peroxidase activity
Source: RefSeq, a predicted model, not a curated record
AUGGCUUCCACCUCCUUUGUUAGCUUACUGGUGGUCGUGGCAAUGGCCUCGGCGGCGUCGGCGCAGCUGUCGCCCACGUUUUACGACACGUCGUGCCCCGACGCCCUGUCCACCAUCAGGCGUGUCGUGACGGCCGCCGUGAGAAGCGAACCCCGCAUGGGGGCGUCGCUGGUCCGGCUGCAUUUUCACGACUGCUUUGUCGAUGGCUGUGAUGGGUCUGUUCUGUUGGCGGACACCGGGAGCUUCGUCGGCGAGCAGGGGGCAGCUCCGAACGCCGGUUCCAUUCGAGGCAUGAACGUCAUCGACAACGCCAAGACCCAGGUGGAGGCGGUGUGCAAGCAGACCGUCUCCUGCGCCGACAUCCUCGCCGUCGCAGCCCGUGACUCCGUCUUUGCGCUUGGAGGGCCCUCUUGGAUAGUUCCUCUGGGGAGGAGGGACUCUACCACCGCAAGCAAGACAAAUGCAGAAAACGACCUGCCUCCUCCUUCCUCCGAUCUCCAGGGCCUCACCACCAAGUUCAGCAACAAGGGCCUCAGCGUAACAGACAUGGUCGCUCUCUCAGGCGCCCACACGAUCGGGCAGUCGCAGUGCAAGAACUUCCGGGACAGGAUCUACAACGAUACCAACAUCGACACGGCCUUCGCGACGUCGCUCAAGGCAAACUGCCCGCAGCUCAUCGGCUCCGGCGACAGCAGCCUAGCGCCGCUGGACAGGACGAGUCCCAACGCGUUCGACAACGCCUACUACAGCAACCUCCUGUCCCAGAAGGGGCUCCUUCACUCCGACCAGGUGCUGUUCAACGGCGGCAGCACCGACAACACCGUCAGGAGCUUCGCGUCAAACCCGGCGGCGUUCGGGAGCGCCUUCGCCACGGCCAUGGUGAACAUGGGCAACAUCGCGCCGAAGACGGGGACGCAGGGCCAGAUCAGGCUCAGUUGCUCCAAGGUGAACUCGUAA